Messenger RNA from Owenia fusiformis, 1476 nucleotides. NCBI's taxonomy places the organism in Eukaryota, Metazoa, Annelida, Polychaeta, Sabellida, Oweniidae. The record is from the annotation of a GenBank genome assembly.
AGAAAAUGUUGGAAAAAAAUUGUCACAAAUUGUCUUCAAAACCUGCGGUUUCCUGACUUCCGUUGGAGUCUAAGAAGAAUCCCGGAUGGAUGAAGGGAAAGGCAGAAGCCUUGACUUAGCAGAGUUAGUGUGUAAUGUAGAAAAAUUGAAGAUAUUAGCAAGACCAUUCUGGCUGUCCGCUCGAUAUGUUCAGUUUGUUUACAGUUGCCAAAACCUGAAGCAUACAUUUAGUGUAUGGGCAGUGUGCAAUCUCCUGUGUCUUAUCUUCUCAAGGGGGUUUGUAGCCAUAUUUGCCAUUAUGUUAUUUGGAGUAUUGUGUGGAUUAGGAGCUCUCCAUCAUCACAAUAACUUACUGAAGAAGAUAAUCCCAGAUGUCAGUGGUUACCAAGCAAACAGGAGACAGAUUCAGAACAAUGGGCAUCCCUCCGAUGUUGUGUCUGAAUUUCGAACAAUAUUGUUUGAGAUAGAUAGAUGUAUAUCAUUGGCUACCAAUAUAUUUGUGCAGUUUUACAGUCUUAUAAAGUGGCAAAAUCCAAGAGAUUCUAUAAGGUUCUAUAUGAUAUGCUGUGGUGUUGUAGCAGGUCUUUAUAUACUCCCAUUAAAGUUGACAGUGUUAGUGUCAAUAAAUGCUAUAUUCUUACAUAGAUCCAGUAAAGACAUUCUCAAUAUACUACACAUGAAACACAGUGCGCUAGAAGGUGUCUCAGAGCCCUCUAGUGGGGACCAACAGAGAAAUAGCAGUCCAAUAGAGUGCAGCAGCAGCAGUACCAAUUCAGUCAACCCUGUAAACAAUAUUUCCACACAAUCGGCAGUCGAUGAGGAGUUAAGGCUGAAAGUGGAAGCUGAAAUGUUACGAACCAGAAACAGUUCAAAACCAAAAUCCAAAGUAGACAUUCCAAAAAUACAGUUACAGUCUUCAGAUAGGGCCUCAUACAGUGUACUUGGAGAGGGGUCAGAAGAUGAAGAAUCCCCAGUGCAAUUCCUACAACUGAGACAAGAUCUUGAUACAUUUUCUCCAGACAGUCGUGGCUCAAAUGAAGCUGAACCUAAAUUAGGAGUUGUCAGCAAAAUAUUAGACUUGCGAAGAAGGCGACAAGAACAUGCUGCAUCGUUGCCUAGUUCAUGUUCAAGUUGCCAGGUGGCAUUCUCAGCCAUUUUAAAAAGAAGGCAUAUUUGCAGUCACUGUGGUAAUCACUUCUGUUCAAGAUGUUGUUCCCACAAGGUGCCCAGGGCAGUAUUUGGAGCCACAGCGCCUGCUGCCCAGACUGAGACCGUCCAAGUUUGCUAUGUGUGCAAUAACCUAUUGAAAGAAAGAGAACUUGUGCGUGAUUCUGUGGAAUUAUGGUACUUUAAGGAUGAGGAUGAGUUAUCCCAUCCAUAGUAUUUACCUGAAUGAAUGAGUAUAAAGGCUAGAGAUACAUGUAAAGCAGUUGUAAUUAGGUCCCUGGAAAAACAAAUUGGAGGGGAAAGUAGUCC